AAGCAAACAACGGAUUGUACCUAAAUCCUUGAUAGUUGGUCUUUUGGUAUCAAAUCCAUGUACCAAAUCCUUGAAGCAAACGACCCCUAAGUUUCAGUUCACUAUACUAUUCAGUAAUAUGGACUGAAACGUCAAGAAACGAUAUUUUGAGGGCUGAAGUAACGAUGGAGCUUGGAAGAAGGGACUUAUAUGAAAUUACCCGUCCAAAUUUCUCGUGGCACUGUGAGCACGCCGGUUUUUACGGCGGAGCUCAACCAAUUCGCGCCAUCGGCAUUUGGGAAUCACACUCUGGCAGCACUCUGCUCUGUUUAUGAGUUUAUCCUUUUAUUUUUAAUUUUUAACUGCCUGCCAGCUCAGCUUCUGCUAAAUCUCCGCGUGAUCCUUAUGGGCCUUUGGCCCAGAGGCCUAAAUUCUUGGGCCGAAACUCGUGCGAGGAACGGAAUAUUUGACAUUUCCCCUUCCUGCGUGCGGGAAGCCUGACUCAGCAGCGAGUUAGCGAAGACUGCUUACUCCUCGUGACGGCGAAGAACGAUCAACAAUGGUCUAAACUCUGAAAAUUGCAGACGAUUUGCGGCGGAAAAUUAUGCGGAAGCUCGAAACCUACCUCGCUGUCUCUUCUCCAUCGAUCUACUGAAGUUUCUUAACAGUAACAGAAGAUCGGCCAGCUCUCUGCUAGAUCUUCUCGGGAAACCCUCUCUGUAAGCCCCCGUCUUCUCUUCUCCAUUUCACUAGUGAUGAAGGUUUCGGUUCCUUUUUUUCAUUCGAUCGUUCGGUUCAUGAAUCGCCGGCGAUGCUUACGCCGCCGUAGGCCAGGUUUUUCAAUCGCCAUUUCAUAGCCGAUUGAGAUGAAUCAAAGUAUUCUUUUUAAGCCAAAUCGGCAAUUUUCUUGCUCAAAUGAAACCCUUAUGAAGCAUUUGAAGCAUUUUCAUUAGGUAUUGAUGUGUAAUAGCCAAGCAAUUAGCUCUAGGGUGAGCUUUGUUAAUAGUGUGUUAAUGGGCAUUUGUACGGUAAUUAUGAAUGCAUAAAAGGAUUGACUUGGGGACCUAGCUUACAGUAAUCCUGUAUCCUCUCUCUCCAUUGAGCUAAUUUUGAUAUGAGAUGUAUUCUAAGAGAUCUGAUCUGGUCAAUGCAGUGAGUUGAAGCAAAGGAUUAGUAUCCGGGGAUGGCUUCUUACUCUAACAGAAGCCUACUCAUACCUGAAUCAGCUGCUGAAUCACCACCUUCUCAUCUGACCUGGUUUUACCCUGAGGAGCUCUUUGCAUCACCGAAAUCAAACUCCGGUUCGUCGGAUGGAACCCAACUCAGCCAUGAACCAGGUUCGUCUGUUGCUCCUAUAAGUGCCAUUCCAGCACCAGUCGAGCAGCCGGUGAAGGAAGAGAGCUCGAACAGUAAAACUUCAAAGGCUAGGAAAGCUACUUCUAACAAAGCUCAUUCCAAGGCAUUGAAACCAAACCAGUCAAAGAAGAUGAAGAAGAAGACAAGCUCUUGUCCUGAAGCCAAGCGUGAGAAGAAGGACCUGAACGUGGAUUUCCAUCACGCGGACUUUGAUUUCUCUGGUGUGCCUUCCCCAGUUUGCUCUUGCACUGGUGUCCCUAGAGUUUGCUACAAGUGGGGCGCUGGUGGGUGGCAAUCCUCUUGUUGUACUAUAAACAUUUCCGAAUAUCCUCUGCCUAUGAGUUCCACGAGGCCUGGUGCUCGUGUCGCUGGGAGGAAAAUGAGCAAUGGGGCUUAUACGAAGCUCCUGCACAAACUGGCAGCCGAAGGCUGUGAUCUGUUUUGUCCGGUUGAUUUGAAGGAUCAUUGGGCUAGACAUGGCACUAACAAGUUUGUUACAAUCAAAUAGACCUAUAGUGUGCUGCUGUCACAGACAUCUGGGAAUGGUGCAUAUCGUAGUACAUAGCACUACUGGAACCAGAUAGCCGGAGCUCACCUUAUUGUCUUGUUUUAACUAGUCCCUUGUAAUUUUCUUUGGUGUUUUGUGUUGUAUAGUAGAUGUUGGCUCAAUAGUAAAUGUAUCCUAGAACAAGUCAAUUGGCUCACCUGUUAUGUGUCUCUCCCAUGGAUUUGUUUGUCACUAGGGCAAGGUUGUUCAUGGCGUGCCUUAAAUUCUUGUUGCCAGAAAGGGAUCGGUUUUAGGUUUUAUCUGCAGUUUGUUUGAGUUCUGUCAGCAGCAUUCUAUUGUACAAGUAAGAUAGGGCCUAAGAUAACUUGAUUCAGAAGGGAGGAGAUGUAUUGAAGGUCGAUAUAAAGGAGUAAACUGCUG
Linum trigynum is the source of this 2263-nucleotide messenger RNA. NCBI's taxonomy places the organism in Eukaryota, Viridiplantae, Streptophyta, Magnoliopsida, Malpighiales, Linaceae. The record is from the annotation of a GenBank genome assembly.